Molecule: messenger RNA, 4033 nt
Organism: Nezara viridula (southern green stink bug)
Lineage: Eukaryota; Metazoa; Arthropoda; Insecta; Hemiptera; Pentatomidae
Source: the annotation of a GenBank genome assembly
AGUCGAGCCACGCUGUAGUGUAGAGUCCAUCAACCCCGGCCCUUCACGAUUCGUCUUAUUGUUUAUGUAGUUUUAGCAUUUGUAGUCAAAGGUGUAGGUUGAUCGUCUAUGUAGUCCGGAGACCAGAGCAGGCAGAGAAAUCACAAGUUUUGGAAAAAAAGAUGUCCUCUUAACUACGCAUUAAAAGAAAGUGUCAUGUCUAAAUUAAGGAUGUUGGCGACACUGCUAGUCGGAGUGUUAUGGUUUCAAAGCCAAGAAGUAUUAACCGAGUUCCAAUGCCCAGGGACUCCAGCAGAUUGCGCCUGUUCAAGAGGUAUGAAGGGCGAUUUCGAACUAUUAUGCCCGAAAACUUCAAAUCAGCCUACAUUAAUAGCUAACUUCCUUCCAAAUCAGUACAUGGAACUCCAAUGCAUGGACAUGAAAGAAUGGGAAGAUCUGAGACUUGUGAGCGGUCUCAAAAUAGGGCCUGUAAACCACUUUAUCAUCAAGCUCUGCCCUCUACCUGGCAUCUCGUUUAAGGAGCUCAUGGCGACCGUAGGUAUUAAUUCCACCAAGAUCCUUCAGAUCCAAUCGCAUAGUAAUUUGAGUGAUACCUUGACAAGCAGACAUUUAGAGGGACUCCAUGACUUGGAUCGACUUAAUCUUCAUUCCAAUGCUCUCACAAAGUUACCAGAAGAUCUUUUUAAGGAUGUAGAAAACUUAAAAUGGCUUGACCUUAAAAAUAAUAAUGUCCAGUUGCCAAAGGGCAUCUUUAGAUAUGUCCCCAAACUUGAAGUUCUAGAACUUGGUAGCAAUAAUAUGAAUUAUCUAGAGCCUGGUAUAUUCAGGAAUUUGACGAAACUAAGGUUACUAAACCUUUGGGGAAACAAGUUACAAAAUUUAAGCAGGUCUGUAUUUUCUGAUGUACCCAACUUAGAAAGUCUAGAUCUAAAUUCUAAUGGUUUGACAACCCUUCCGCCAGAUAUUUUUGCAGAUUUAAUUAAGUUGCAAAAAGUUAAUUUAUAUGCAAAUAAUUUUCAAACAUUGCCACAAAGUCUUUUCCGGAACACUCCAAACCUGGAGCAAAUACAAAUUCAUAACAACAGAAGAACCUUAAAAACUCUUCCAUCAGGAUUUCUAGCUAAUCUGACCAAACUGAAAGAACUGAACCUGAAGGAUAGCAACCUGAGCUCUCUUCCUGAAGACCUUCUCUGGGGAUGCAUUUCUCUGGACAAUAUCACACUUAAGAAAAAUCUUCUCACACAACUUCCAGACAAGAUCUUUAAAGAUAUCAAGAGUGUUACCAUGAUCGACUUGUCAAACAACAGACUGAAUUAUCUGCCUGAAUCUCUACUAUCUUCACAGCACAAGCUGAAGAAACUGGACAUGUCUCACAACAAGCUCACUAAUAUAUCUCAAGGCUUAUUUUCUUCACUCUAUGUGCUCGAAGAACUAAAACUUGCAGAUAAUGAAAUUAAAUUUAUACAUCCAGAAGCUUUUGCAGUACUACAGGGUUUAAAAACUAUAAAUUUGUCUUAUAACAAAUUAUCUGUUCUUCAUAGAGAAUUUGCUGAUGAAGAGCUUGGAAGCAAUUCUAUUUUCCAAACAUGCGUGAAACUCGAGGUUGUUGACCUUUCUUACAAUGAAUUGUCAACUAUCUACUCUGAUUGGCGGGUUUCUAUGGUGAAUCUUCAACAUCUUGACUUAAGUUACAAUGACUUCACAAAUCUAACUAUCGCCGAUUUACAGUUCACAUCAGCCAAACUAAAGUUAGAUUUAAGCAGUAACAUGAUUCAUACAGUAUAUAUGAAAGAUGCGGAAGCACUGGCCAAAUUUAAAUAUAUCAACUCAACGAGUCCAAUUCCUAUUAAUAACAGCAUAAAAGUUAUUUUAACAGGAAACCCAAUCGUAUGUGAUUGCAAUGCAUAUCACUUGGUGAAGUAUUUCAGAGGCCAAGUUGAGCCUGAAGUAAACCUGUUGGUGGACAUUGAUGGCAGUAAUCUUAGAUGUAAUAGUCCUGAGGAAUUGAAGGAAACUCUAGUCAUGGAUCUAGACCCUCGUCAACUCUCAUGCCCAACAGAAAUACUACUUAAAAAGAAUGAUUGUCCGAAGAAUUGUUCAUGUCAAUACUGGCCAAGUAAUGCAGCCAUUCUUGUCAACUGCUCAUACAGAGGCUUGACUAAUAUACCACCAUCGCUUCCAACGCCAAUCCUACUAGAAGAAUGGAUGAACGUCAAUCAUACAGAACUAGAUCUAAGAGGAAAUAAAAUAACAUUCCUACCCAACAAGCUGGGCAAUGGUUACUCCAAUGCUACUAAGAUCUAUCUCUCCUAUAACAAUCUGACAAACAUAAAUUUGACGAGUUUCAGCGAUAAGCUCCAGAUUAUUGAAUUAGACAACAAUAAUUUAACACGAAUUGACGAGGCUUCUUUGAAUAUUUUGGAAAAAUCAAAACAUAUCGAAAAAAUAUCGUUGCAGAAUAAUCCAUGGAUUUGUGAUUGCCAGACAAAAGUUUUUCUCAACUUUAUUCAAGCAAACUAUAAAAAGAUACCAAAUCUAAAAAAUCUUACAUGCUCUAAUGGCAUUCCCUUCAGUGAGCUGACUGCAAAUGAACUGUGUCCAACGAUGACAGCAGCUAUUGUAUCACUAAGCAUCACAUUGGCAUUUCUUUGUUUAUUGAUUGGAGGUUCUAUAGCCAUUUAUUAUCGUUACCAAAGGGAGAUUAAAGUCUGGCUCUAUGCAAAUAAACUCUGUCUGUGGUUUGUAACAGAAGAGGAACUAGAUAAGGACAAGCUAUACGAUGCCUUUGUCAGCUACUCCCAUCAAGAUGAAAAAUUUGUAGUAGAAGAUUUGGUACCAGGUCUCGAAAAUGGUCCAACAAAAUUUAAACUUUGCCUUCAUUAUAGAGACUGGCUUGUGGGUGAAUUUAUACCAAAUCAAAUUGCUAGAUCUGUCGAAGAAUCCCGUAGGACUAUAGUCGUACUUUCUCCAAACUUUUUAGAAAGUGUGUGGGGAAGAAUGGAAUUUAGAGCAGCACAUUCUCAAGCACUCAGUGAAGGAAGAGCAAGGGUCAUCAUCAUACUCUACGGUGAUAUCGGAGCCACGGACAAUCUUGACCCAGAGCUAAAGGCUUACCUCUCGAUGAAUACAUAUGUUAAAUGGGGUGAUCCAUGGUUCUGGGAGAAACUUCGUUAUGCUUUACCGCACCCACCAGAACUAUCCAAAGGAAUACCUCUAAUUUCACGGCAAACUAUUAGAAGAAAUACCGGUGAAAAACUUAUGAAUGGAACAGACCCAAAUUCCACACCUCCAUCGGUAACAACACCACCGGCUGAUGCACUUUUCAUAGACCCACUUAAGACAUUAUCAAAUUCAAAGCCAGUUUAAAUGGAUAAUAUACUUUAUAAAUAAAAUGGACAAAUUCACAAAAUGAAACGUUUUGUAAGAAUAUUUCUCCAAAACAUGCAACAGGCAAAGAGCUUUGCUAAGCAUGCAGGUGCCCUCGAGGACAUUUUUAUUAUUUUUAUUUGUGUGUAAAUAAAGGACAUGAGAAGUUAUUUAAAAUUUAAUUCAUGAGGCUCAGAAGCUUGUUUCAAUGUUGUUCUUGUGAAGCUAAAGACAAUGUAUUUAAAAUGUAAUAAUAGGUGUAUAUAAUUUUUGUGGUAAGAUGUAAAUGAAUUUUACAACGGUUUAGUCCAUUAAAAUAAACCUAUUGUACAAAUUUUACAAAUGAUACUCAUGAAUGUCAGUUACUGUGAUAUGAAUCUUAACUAAUUCCAAAAAUAAUGUUUGAAAGACUACAUAUAGGUAUUGUGUACCAAUGGACAAGACUGAUUAUAGUUUUUAGAGUGUUUGUAAAUAAUAAAUAAGCUCAAAUAUUAGUUUUCUUUUUUAUUUUCUUUUUUAAAUGUUUUUAUGUGCCAUGAAUUGUUUUCAAAAAAUAUGCGUAGUUUGAAUGUGUAGUAUUCGAUGUGUUUUAAUAAAUUUACUUUUAGAACAUAAUAAAAAGGUAUUAUUUAUUUGCUACUAACCUCUUCUAAAUACGGCCUUCCAG